Molecule: messenger RNA, 195 nt
Organism: Vitis vinifera (wine grape)
Lineage: Eukaryota; Viridiplantae; Streptophyta; Magnoliopsida; Vitales; Vitaceae
Source: the annotation of a RefSeq genome assembly
AUGCUUACUAUAACUAGUUAUUUCGGUUUUCUACUGGCGGCUUCAACUAUAACCCCAGCUCUUUUUAUUGGUCUGAGCAAGAUACGACUUAUUCGAAAUUCAUUGAAUGAACAAUUCAUAAAAAUAAAUGUUUCUGUGAGAUUCCAGGUAUGGAAUACUGCCUUCCCGCGUCAAUUGCCAAUUCUUGGUCAUUGA